Molecule: messenger RNA, 1176 nt
Organism: Capsicum annuum
Lineage: Eukaryota; Viridiplantae; Streptophyta; Magnoliopsida; Solanales; Solanaceae
Product: glutaminyl-peptide cyclotransferase
Exons: 11
Coding region: 146-1015 (289 amino acids)
Molecular function (GO): glutaminyl-peptide cyclotransferase activity
Source: RefSeq, a predicted model, not a curated record
CAGCGGCAUUUUCAAUAUUGCGUCACCGGUUAUCCGGACAACUAAUUUUUCUUAGAGUAAUUAUUAUUAUUCGCCAAAACUUCAUUACAACCACUAAAGGCUUCUUGCCUUCUUCUUCAUUAAUACUUUCAAAAAUCACACAAAAAUGUUUCUGCUAAAUCUCAGGUGUAUAGUUAUAAGCUUGAUUAUUCUACUGAGAUUUAUCGUAUUAAGUGAAGCAGAAGCAUCAUAUGGAGCUUACAAAGUCAAAGUCAUCAAUGAAUUCCCUCACGAUCCCCAAGCUUACACUCAGGGGCUUCUCUAUGCCGAAAACAACACGCUCUUUGAAUCAACUGGGCUUUACGGACGUUCAUCGGUUAGAAAAGUUGCGCUGCUGAACGGUAAGGUUGAGACUCUUCAUGAAAUGCAAUAUUCUGACUUUGGAGAAGGUUUGACUCUUCUUGGUGAGAGGUUGUUCCAACUAACAUGGUUGCAGGAUACCGGUUUCAUAUAUGAUCGAUACAACUUCAGCAAAUUCAAAAUGUUUACUCAUCACAUGCAAGAUGGUUGGGGAUUGGCAACUGAUGGGGAAGUACUUUUUGGAAGUGAUGGAACAUCAACAUUAUAUAAGAUUGACCCUAAGACAAUGAAAGUCAUCAGAAAACAAGUUGUCAAGUCUCAAGGGCAUGAAGUGCACUACCUCAAUGAGCUGGAGUAUGUGAAAGAUGAAGUCUGGGCAAAUGUCUAUGAGACUGAUUGCAUUGCUAGAAUUUCACCAAAAGAUGGCACUGUUAUUGGGUGGAUUCUCCUUCAAUCUCUGAGAGAAGAUUUAACAUCAAAGGGCUAUAAGGACUUUGAGGUCCUAAAUGGAAUCGCAUGGGACAGAGAUGGUGACCGUAUUUUUGUGACCGGGAAACUAUGGCCAAAGAUUUUCGAGAUCAAGUUGCUCCCCCUCGCACCAAAUGCUCCAUUAAUGGGAGAAAUCAAUAACUUGUGCAUUCCAAAACCAUUCUAUCUUGGAAAAUUAGAGAGCUGAUUAUGUUCAUCAUUUCUCAUGUAAACUUUUGAAGCUGUAUUUAGCAAACAUUUCAUUUCUUGAUCACCUCAUCCUAUACGUCUAUUGCUAUGUAUAAAAUCAGCUACUUAUGCUGCUGCGACAUAACUAAAAAUAAAAUAAGGCAGUGUAAGUUGAAAUAA